This is a messenger RNA of Camellia sinensis, 2344 nucleotides long. RefSeq names its product Mitochondrial ATP synthase D chain-related protein. The record is from RefSeq and is a predicted model, not a curated record. NCBI's taxonomy places the organism in Eukaryota, Viridiplantae, Streptophyta, Magnoliopsida, Ericales, Theaceae.
AGAAAAAAUAUAAUGAUUAUGGGUUAUAUGUGAUGUUUUAUCUUAUUAGAAUAAAAAAUUUAUUUUAUUUUUGUAACCAACAAGUCCCAAACUUUUUCUUCCUAAACGAACCCUAAUAAUUGUUUUAUUUAAAUUGGGAAGGAUUAAAUUGAAAUUUCACAUUAAAAUUUGAGGGGGUAAUAGUAAAGAUGAAAGUAACGCCGAAAGAUGUGAAAACUCCUCCAAUUCAAUGUCAUAUCCUGUUAGGCUGUUAGCCUCUCAACCAAGAUUAAAAUAUCGUUACAACACUUCCUGUCUCCAUCUCUCUCGAUCUAUAUUAAUACCCAUAUUUCCAUGUCCCUCGUCUUCUGUAAAAUCCUUCAAUUUCAGGUACACAGUUUAUAAAAGCAAACCACCUUUGGAUCUCUUUCUCUUGGUAAAGUUGGGAUUUUUUUUUUUGCAAUUGAAGCGCGUAAAUUGGUGGGUUCUGACAGAGUUUAGUUUAUUCGAUCAAAGUGGCUUUUGAGUGUUAGAAUUUGAGGUGAAAAAAUGGAGGACGAAAAGAAGAAGAAGAAAAACAAGAAAAAGAAGAACAAGCAGACUAAAACAACAGGUGAUGUGGUCACCCAUGGUAUUGGAGAAUCGACUUAUGAAGAUCAGAAUCAUGUCAUUGAGCAUAAUCAUCACUAUCAGGUUUUGGAGACUACAGAUGUUCAAAAUGAGGGGCCAAAAACUGAUGUGGAUCUGGAUCUGGAUAGACGUUGCAUAAAUGGUACCAAAGAUUCAUCAGUAUUUUCUGAAGCAGAGAAGCUGUAUUGGAUGGACAAAGGGGCUAGCUUGGAAGAGACAAUCAAAAAAAUACAAAAAGAAAAUGAUACACACAUACAAAAAGGGGCUUGCUUGGAAGAGAAAAUAACGACAUUACAAAAGGAAAAUGCUGCGCACAUACAGAAAGAGGCUAGCUUGGAAGAGACAAUUAAAAACUUGCAAAAGGAAAAUGAUGCACACAUGCAGAAAGAGGCUUCUUUCGAGAUGAAACUUUUGCAAUUACAGAGUGAGAGAGGUUCUUGGCUUCAGAAAGAGGCUGGCUUUGAGGAGAAAAUUAAUAAGUUGAUAGAUGAAACAGCUAUUUUGAGUUUGAAAGGGUUGAGCUUAGAGGAAAAAAUCAAACAAAUGGAGGGGGAGAGAGAUUCUUGGGUCCAAAAAGAGAACUCAACGAAAGAAACAGUUGAUAGCCUUAGUGGUGAUAACACAAGACUGCAAGCAAAGGUGAUGGAGUUGGAAGAAUCCGGUAACUAUCUCUUACGAGAAAACCAGCAGCUGGCAGAAAGCAUGUCUGGUCUUCAAUCCCAGAUCCAGAAUCUUGAGAAGAGUAUUGCUUCUGCUCAUACAUCAACUAUGCAGCCAAUGCAUGCUUCUGGAGGUGAGGACACAAACACUCAGAUGGAUGCUGCACAGCAACUGGUUGAGAAAUUGGUUACCGAAAAUGCAGAGCUUGUUGAGAAGGUGAAUGAAUUAUAUGUCGAGCUCGAUCAACAGGGUGUAACAUCUGACCUCUCUCAAGAUGUUGGAUCUGAACUGACUGCUGGAACUGCCGAAAAAAUCUAUGUUGCCGAUUCUAUAUCUGAAUUUAGCAAGAGGACAUCUGCAUAUGAUGAGAGACCAGAUUCCCCCAAACAUGUUCUGAUUAAAGACACGAGCGAUUGUGGUGAUGGUGUGAAUGCCAAGGAUAUUGCCCAUAUUGCUGGCUCCAUAGCUGAUUCCAUGGAAGAUGUUGCUAUUAAAGCCGAGGGGGACGAUGGUGAAUAUAUUUAUGCGAAGGACACAGCUGUUAUACCGAACUCUCCAGAUACAGUGGACUCUGAAGAAAUUGUGCAGAUUCCGUUGGAUGAGAACGAAGUUGGGGAUCCUGGGUUGCAGCUGACCCAUGAUGAUCAAACGAUCCAUGUCCCAAUCACCGAUGCUCCACUAAUUGGGGCUCCUUUCCGCUUAAUAUCUUUUGUUGCUAGGUAUGUUAGCGGUGCUGAUUUGGUAAGCAAGAGCUCUGUGAAUUCAGAGACAGUAAAUUCGCACGAGUAAUUUGGGAUGAUUCAUUCAUUGUCAUUGUAGCGAGAGUGAAAUUUCACGUACCUUUGAUUAGAGAAGGACCCAAAUGUGGUCAUAUACAUUGUUUUGUGAUAAACACAUGAUAGCUGUUUUGGUAAAGGAUAUACUGCUAAAUUUUACGAACAUUGUUUUGACUUGUACUAUGACGUUGUUGUACAUUGAAAAAACACAACAAUUUUAGUUUGGACUAUCGUUGGAUUCCCUUGGUUUUGCAGUGGCCCAAUAUGUGAUAUGUAAUGUAUUGCUAGUGAAUGUGAAA